This is a messenger RNA of Trichoderma gamsii, 981 nucleotides long. RefSeq lists its product as hypothetical. Lineage: Eukaryota; Fungi; Ascomycota; Sordariomycetes; Hypocreales; Hypocreaceae. The transcript is spliced from 3 exons. The coding region runs from base 1 to 981 and encodes 326 amino acids. The record is from RefSeq and is a predicted model, not a curated record.
AUGGUACACGUCGCUGUCGCAGGAGGAACUGGGCACGUGGGCCAAGCAAUUGUUCAAGGCCUCGUUGAUUCGCAAGAGCAUCAAGUUUAUGUCUUUACGCGAAAGCCAACAUCAGUAUUCGACCAUCUUCCGGCUGUAAACAUCAUCGUCAACUCUUACGAUGACCAAGAUGAAAUUCAAAGUAUCUUGAACAAACACAAAAUUGAAGUUGUCCUGUCAACAAUAUCACCAGCCAGCACCGCGGCCUUUGACGCCCAAGUAAGACUGAUCAGAGCAUGCGCCAACUCAGAGACAGUCAAGAGAUUCGCCCCAAGCGAAUAUCUAAUCGACUUGGAAAGAGAAGAAGAAUACCAACCCUUCAUGCCAAUGCUCUCUUUUCAGCGAAACAUUGUAAAAGAGCUGCGCAGCCACCCAAACCUCGAAUGGACGCUCUUCCACAAUGGCUACUUCAUGGACUACUUCGGCCAGCCCUGGGCUCCCACGACAAUGCCCUCCGAAGUACCCUUCGUCGACAUCGAAGCCUGCCAAGCAACCAUCCCUGGCAGCGGCGACGACCUCGCAGUCUGGACACACACAACCGACGUCGCCAAAUUCGUCAGCCGCGCAAUCUCCAUGAAGCCAGGCACUUGGAAAGAGCAUUCCUGGAUCAUCGGCGACAAAGCCUCUCUUCACGAAAUUUUACGAGCAGCAGAAAAAGCUCGAGGGACCAAGUUCCGCGUUGCGUACGAUUCGGUGGAGAAGCUAAAAGGCGGCGAGGUGACGCCGAUUCCUGGGAACAAGGCGCAUGCUGCACUGUAUAGCACGCCAGAAUUUGAUGCUUACCCGCUUGUGCUUGCUAUGUUUGCUGGGAUAGGGACGGCGAUUGUUUCUGGCCAUGUGGAUGUUCCUGAGAGUGAGUCUUUGAAUGCAGAGUUUCCUGAUAUUAAAACGACAAAGGUUGUGGAGUUUAUUGAGAAGUAUUGGACUGGUAGACAUCCGUGA